Messenger RNA from Anopheles cruzii, 1665 nucleotides. RefSeq lists its product as uncharacterized. The transcript is spliced from 6 exons. The coding region runs from base 1 to 1665 and encodes 554 amino acids. The record is from RefSeq and is a predicted model, not a curated record. Gene Ontology annotation, biological process: proteolysis. Lineage: Eukaryota; Metazoa; Arthropoda; Insecta; Diptera; Culicidae. Gene Ontology annotation, molecular function: serine-type endopeptidase activity.
AUGCAAAAUGCACGAAUCAUGUGCAUGGCCAUUUUCCUGCUGAUCGUUGGUUUCGUCGGCGCCGAAAACUUGUUUUUCUCAGACUGCGGUAUUCGAACAUCCCGUCGUCAACCGCGGAGAGACUUCACCAUGGCCGAUCCGAUCGGCAAUCACAGUCGCGGCGCACAGCCGUUGGUCCGAAACGCCAAGAUAAUGCACGGAACCCCGACGAUGGAAGGUCAGUAUCCGUGGCAGGUGUCACUGGAAUUGCUUCACCCAUCGUACGGUUUCAUCGGGCACUGGUGUGGUGGCGUACUAAUUGAUCGAAAUUGGGUUCUCUCGGCCGCACACUGUAUUCACAAUGACUUGUUCAAUCUACCUCUGCCGGCCUUGUGGACGGUGGUGCUCGGUGAGCAUGACCGGCAAACGGAAUCCGGAUACGAGCAGCGCAUUCCGGUGGACAAAAUUAUUCUGCAUGAAAAGUACCACAACUUCAAGCACGAUCUCGUGCUGCUUAAGUUGGCGCGGCCAGCAAACACGGCGCCAAACACGAGGGUGCGAAAGAUAUGUCUUCCCUUCGCUGACUUCAAGGUGAACAGUGUGGCAUUUGACCCGCGUCCGGAACAGCAGGAAAAACCAACACCAGCCGGCCAACCCACCUAUUUCUUCGAGCGUGAGACCAACGCCGAGGAAGAUCCGAUCACAUCAUCGGUCCCGGAAGAUUCGGAACCGUUUCCGGAGUCGGUACCAUUUCGGGAUGACAACUUUCUGAAGCGCUUAAAGAGUUCUUUCGAGCAGAACGCACUCACUGGCCGCACGAAUCAGCCAAGGACGGCACGGUUCAUGAUAAAUCAACUGGUCGCACGGAAGCUCCGGUCGAAGGGCCACCGGCACAAUGGUGAAAACGAAAGCCCCGCGCAGGACGUUACAGGCAGAGAUUUUCAGUCAAACGCGUCGAGCAGUUCCGCCCGUCGUGUUUUCACAAUUAGUACUGCGCGGCCGGUGGACAGAAGUAGGUGGCGAACGCAUGGCAGCAAUGGUAUGCGUUGGAACUUUCAUCCGCUGGCGGAAAAAAUAGCCGUCGACAGUGGCGAUUCGGCGAGUCAUCAGCACCGGCGAUCCAGUAUGAACAGCAAGUUCGGGAACAAUAGACGGCGGAACGAUAAAUUUUCCCAUGCACCCGUAUACUAUCGGAACGAACCGAACUAUCGGACCGAGGACUUGCUCGAUCAUCCGUCGAUCGAGCGUGAAGAUAUCGCGACGGCGGCGGCGGGCGGAUUGACGCCGGAGGCUGGCGGCUCGGCCGGUGCGAUGCCCGAUACGUCACAGUAUGUCGACUGCCUGGCAACAGGUUGGGGAAAAUCGACCAUCGACGAUGAGUUGACCGAUGUGUUGCUGCAAACACGGGCUCCCAUACAGGCCAGUAAAAAGUGCGAGGAAGCGUACGGUGACUUCAUAAAACUGCACAGAGGACAUCUUUGCGCCGGAAAUUUAGACGGUGCCGGUGGAACGUGUGUGGGAGAUUCUGGAGGACCAUUACAGUGUCGUAUUAGUAAACGUGGACCGUGGAUUUUGGUUGGCAUUACUUCAUUUGGAUCAGGAUGUGCGUUUAAAAAUUAUCCCGAUGUGUACACGAAAAUUUCCUUCUACCGGCAGUGGAUAGCAGAAACUAUACGCAAUAAUUGA